This is a messenger RNA of Ornithodoros turicata, 2798 nucleotides long. RefSeq names its product ice nucleation protein-like. The record is from RefSeq and is a predicted model, not a curated record. Bases 140 to 2296 code for a protein of 718 amino acids. The transcript has 3 exons. Lineage: Eukaryota; Metazoa; Arthropoda; Arachnida; Ixodida; Argasidae.
CCGCAGAGCUCUUUGCAGGGAGAGAGUCAUUCUGGACGCUGUCGAGUUUGAACGCCGGUAACAUUUGGACUACCGGAACAUCUCGACCAGCGCUUCGUCAGGGUCUUCAGCACAUGUUACAUGUCAUCGAACGCUUUGCAUGCAGGUACUCAGCUGCACGAUCCUGUUCCAACUUGUCACUUCCCAGAACUUCUACCUUCCUCAAGGACCCGAUGGACCUGCGCCCAACCAGCACAUCCUUCCCCCCGGUUACGUUCCCUUCAUUACCUCUGAAUCUAAUCAGAAGCCCUCCUUCUUUCGACGACCCUUCUUCCCUGGAAACGGUGGAGGGCCUAGCCGUCCACCGGGCAGGUCUUUCUUCGGAAUAAAAGCCCCAUCAUUCUUGUCGGGCUUAAGAGGAUCUGGAAGCUCCCCGCGCCCUAGCUUCUUCUCCUUCGGCAAACCACAAGCACCACCGGCGCCCGCCAUCCCACAUUUUCCUGUUCAGCAUUCCCUGCAUCCUGCUGCUACACAGUACGCGUUCCAGGCAACAAACCUUCCCCCUAAUGGCAUCAGGCUUCCCCCUCCACCUGGAGCUCUUGUCGGGGGGUCAUCAGGACCUUCAGCGUUCGUGGGGAGUCACCUUAUACCGAGCGACGAUUAUUCCGACAACCAAGCUGAAGAGGACGGACCCGCACAUAACUACGCAACAGUCCCUCUCUAUCAGCAGCAGCAGCAGCAACAACAACAGCAGCAGCAGCAGGGUUCGUCUUCCUUCUCGAGCGGUCCGGGCGAACAGGACAGCUAUCAGCAGCAAGUUAACUCCGUGAUUCAGCUGACAACGCAAGGGAACGGUGAUUACAGUCAGGCGUACCCGUUCAGGACGCAAGGAAUACCGUCGAGCGUACUAAAUGGGGUCAUCUCUGCUCAGCUUGGUGUUCCUGUCAGUCUAGCUGGUUAUCCAGAUAACCCAGUCCCUAUUCCUAUCGGAGCAGCAGGGCAACCUCAACAGCAGGGUGAUUCUUCGGAUGGUUCUUCGUAUGGAUCCCCACAAACCGACUCGUAUCAAUCUUCUAAAGAUACAGGAGGCUCGAAGGACCAGCAAGAUAGUUCGGUGUACCAGGGAGGAUACCCUCUGCAGCAAUUGAAUGGGGGAUAUGGCAGUGGGUACGAUGCUUCCAGUGGCUCUGCAGGCGGGUAUGGCUCACCUGCUGGCUAUGGCACACCUUCCGGCGGAUAUGCUUCAACAAGUUCAGACGGCUCCCAAUAUCAGUCUUCUCCUCAGGUUUCUCAGGCAGUCGGUUACACGCAGUCAACGAAUUCUCCAUAUGGUAGUGCUGGUGCUAGUUACGGCAGUUCAGGCCCCACCGGAUACGGAGUAGCAAAUAGGUUUGUUGGUGGUGCCGCAUCUGGCUCGUACGGAAGCAACGCUGCUACAGGGCUCUUCAGCCCAUCUGGUGGGUACGGUGCCGGAGGAAACAGGUUUGUGUCUAUCGGCAGUGGAUACGCAGUUGGAACGUCAGGCGGUUAUGGCUCGAGCAGUCAAGGAGGAUACGGAAGCCAAGGAAGCCCAGGCUAUGGGUUGACCUCUGGUGGGUCGUACGGCACAACCUCCAGCGGAUUGUCGAACAAGAAUGUCGGGUACGGCACAGCUACUCCAAUUUCUGGGUAUUCCGGCCAGUACGGGUCGAGUCUAUCUUCAUCAGCUGGUUAUGGAAGCGCAGGAAGUAAGUACUCUCCUACAUCUGGAGACUAUGCCAGCGGUUACGGUCUUACACCCGUUAAGGGUGGCUCAAACGUAGCCUACGACAAUAGCUCACCAACGUACGGCCAGAGAGUGAAUUCCGCCUCUCAAGUUUACAGCACCCCAGUUUCAACGUCGUACUCUUCAAAACAACCAUCUUCAGGCUACAGCGGCGGCGGCGCUACGUCGUACAAAACAUCUCAAGGCUCGUCAGCGGCCUUAGCUCAAGCCUUAAAAGCAUACGCCGUUGGUAACGUCAAGUAUGUAUCUGGAAAACCAGCGACACCAACGGUGGAUUCAUCGUACACAAGCUACAGUGCCAGCUCUGGAUCAUCGUCUGGAUACAAGUCCCACUACCCAACUAAGUCGUCUUCCUCUUCACUGGGCAAAUCCGGAACGAGUUCCUUCGGCUAUCCCGACAGUUCCGACAAGGAUUCGAGCAAGUCAUCUUACGAGCAAAGAACAGUCGGACAGACAUUAAGGGUCAGUGGCAGCGACAGCAGCGCCAACGGUGAGAAGUACACUUCGCCAUCAAGGACAACGACGAAGACCAGCAAAGGAACAACGUCGUAGGGAAUUGAUCAUGAAGGAUUCAGGACACUGGCAACUAGGAUAACGACGUGAAUAUAAAUAUUCAUAUAUAAGUUCAGGUAGACGAUCGCUACGUCUGUACAUAUAGGUCAAGGAUAAGUUGAAGGCAAAGCAAGGAUGAUUAUUAUUGUGUUAUUGGAAAUACUCGUUUAGUUCAUCGACCAAUCUCAUAUUAUUCUCAUCAUGACUGUCUAUUCAUCAGUUCAUCGUUCUUUUGUAUUAUAGUCCCCAGAUUACUGGUUUCCUUUCUCACUCUCUUUUGUUCCGCCCUUAUUUUAAAGUUUACGUCAAGUUGAUGUAUUUAAGCGACGAUUGUUUUAGAGAGAGAGAAAGAAGCAUUUUGAUUUAUUCCAUUCUAUUAUUUAUGGAACGCUGGAAGUUUCUUUCACAUCCGCGCUUCACAUUGUGCUUACAAAAGAGAGAAAGAAAAGCACACAUUUUUGGAAUGUAAAAUGUGAAGUAAAAACUGUUGACAUGUACCGGA